AUGAUUCCCUCGCAGUGGGAAAGGCACUCAAGCCGCGCCUGCUCCAGCGAUUCCCUUUUGCUGCAGGCUUCAGAAGCGACCAUCGUUGAUCGUGGUUUGAGCCUGGGAAGGGCGCUUCUCUCGGAAGCAGACUGUAGAGCACAGUGUGAUGCACGGUGGGAUUGUUCCUUCGCCUCCUGGAGCUCAAGCAGUUGCAGCCUGUAUUCUCAAUGCCUUCAGGUCUCCAAAAGCCAGUUCAAGCUAUUCCAGAAGAGUUCAGAUGCCAGAUGGCAGCUGGGGCCACUCCUGAUUUCAAACCUUCUGUCACUGCUUUUUCCAUCUAUGUCCGGCCUGGCAAUGUGUUCGGUUCUUGCUUCCGCUGGUUGGUCGCUGGUCGCUUCGGGUCUGGAGAUCGGCGUGGCCGCUGCUUUGUCCGCGGCGUCAUUGGUCCUCCAGUUUGCCGCGCAGCAGCAGCUCCAGGAGCGCAAGAUGCAUGUGCAGAAGGAUGAAGCAGCCAAGAAUGUGAGGCAGAGAGAAAUCGAGCAGAAGCUUUGGAAGGAGGCCGGCAGCGUCUGGAACAGGUUCCGGGGCUUGGUGCACAAUCCCUUGGACGAGAUUGUCAACGCUAUGGAGUCGGUUGCAGACAGAGCUUGGGAGAUUGAGCAGCUGCUAGAUCAAGAAGCGGAGAAUGCUGCAGUGGAGGAUGGGAAGUCUUCAGCACUCGCUGUCAAGGGAAUGCCAAAUGCUACUGUCAAAGCAGGUCUUCUGAACAAGGCCAAGCACCAUCUGCAGGCUUAUGCCAGCAGGCUUCAGUCAGAUCCUGGCAUGGCUUUUGACCGAGAUGAUUUGUUAACAGAACUAGCCAAAGCCACAGAAGACGCCGGCGCUGCUGCGGGAGGUGCCGCUGUUGAUAUUUGCAAAAAAGUGGCCUUUGCAGUGUCUGGUGGUUGGAUUGGCGUGGGUGCAGCAGUCGGUGCAACCGUUGCAUCUCAUGGCCGCGCUUCCAACAGUGCAGAGGCGCCCGGGGCGACUGAGAGUCUCGCAGUGGUUGAAGAUGGGGACGGCCUGCAGCGGCGUGCCACGAAAGGGACGCUGGGCUUUGUGUUUGGAUGUGAGCCAGAGUUUUCCAGCGUCUUUUGUCCUUUGAGAGCAUUCGACGAACAGCUUGCGACAGCCGGAUUGAUUCCGAUUGGAGGGAACCGCCGUGGUGCAGGGCAGGGAGAAGUUGGCAAGAAGCAACACGGCGGACGUCCUAUGCAGAUGGCCAGACUGAUCGCAGACGGAGGGACACCAGAAGUUAUGGAGAAGGCCAGACUGAUCGCGGACAGAAGGCAGAGUUCGUUGCACUGGGAGGGCGGGCUGGCGCCGCGCCUGUUGGCGAGGGACUUGUCCGGUCGUUCACGGCAUCGGAAUCAGUCGCCGGACCCGUCCAAAGCUCUGGGUUCCAUCCCUGGAAAGACGGAGACCAUUCCGAGGCCAGCAGAUGCUGUCCAGCGUUCAGAGCAAUCGGUUACAGACGCAGAUGCUCCACAAAAGUCCGGCGGCACUGAGGAAGUGUCAACUCCAGGUACGGCAUCGGAGUGUACAGACGCAGACCCUUGCGAAGUGGCGGUGGCAGCGAGCCCCGCCAAGCAGAUUACACGGCCGGGGCUUGCCGCCCUAGCUCUUCUGCUGACCCUUCUCCCCGGGUUUUUGUGCCGGAUGUUGGAGGUCAAUCUGCCUUCCAUACAGUUGCACUUUCAAAGGACAGAUGGAAGGGACCACCUUCCAUCGGACAUCUCGCGCCAGCAGGUGCUUGAGGUUAUUCGUGGCAACUCAGCCCUUCCGAAAAGGUGGCAGAUAUCAGAAUCCGAUGCUGCCUCUGGAGACCCCGUUGUGUAUGUGACCACGUCCACAGCUAGCCGCUGGGAAGAGACCCUGUUUGUGGAGCGCCAGUUUAGGCAACUCAAAGAGAGAAUCCACGCGCUGCUUCUGAUUCGCUUGGCUCCCUUCGACCAGUGCGAGGAGAGGGAGGAGCGCGACAAGGUGGAGGAGUUCAUCUCGGAGCACAACAGCUACAAGCAUUUCGGGAAGCCGGUGUGGAUCUGUUCCUGGGAUGGUGAGCUAAAGAUUGACGACGCAGAGUUGAGGCUAUCUGUGAACCGUCUUGACAGGGCUCUGCUGCCGUACUGGUGGAGAGCUCUGGCAAUGCCGAAGUUUCUGUGGUAG
Molecule: messenger RNA, 2187 nt
Organism: Symbiodinium necroappetens
Lineage: Eukaryota; Dinophyceae; Suessiales; Symbiodiniaceae
Source: the annotation of a GenBank genome assembly